Rangifer tarandus platyrhynchus (Svalbard reindeer) is the source of this 1878-nucleotide messenger RNA. The record is from the annotation of a GenBank genome assembly. Lineage: Eukaryota; Metazoa; Chordata; Mammalia; Artiodactyla; Cervidae.
AUGGACGCCCAGGAGACGCGGGGGACAGAUCCUGCUCGUCUCCUCAAAGACAUUCCAGAAGAUGUAUUGCCUCAGGGUCUCCCAGAAGCCAGGUCGGAGGAGUCCGUGACUUUCAAGGAUGUGGCCGUGGACUUUACCCAGGAGGAGUGGGGCCAACUGGACUCCCCCCAGAGGGCCCUGUACCGGGAUGUGAUGCUGGAAAACUACCAGAACCUUCUCUCUCUGGGGCCUCCGGUCUGCAAGCCAGACGUCAUCUCCCACCUGGAGCGAGGCGAGGAGCCAUGGCAGGCUCCCAGAGACGGGCCUGUGGGGCCGGAACCGGGAUGGGAACCCCGGCCUGCAGUGGAGGAGACGCUUGUUUACAAGGAAGAGCCGCCCUGGGAGCCGAUCUCAGACGGGCCGGCAAGGUCCAGUGUGCACAACCCCGGCUUCAGCAGUGAGUGUCCCUGGGGGUGCCUGGCGACUGCUCUGGCCCAAGGCGAAGCCGCCUACGCAGGUGCUGGGUCUGCCGAGGAGCGCCGGCAGGGCCGCUAUGAGUCCAAGGAGGCACUUGGCCUGCAGAGCGCCCUGCCGGCCCAGCCCAGCCUUCCUGCGGAAGGAGCCUCUCCAGAAAGCCAGCCUGGGAGGGUGCGGUCCACCGGGGCCAGGAGCCGGCGCCGGAGCCAGGGUGCGGGGAGCGGCCCAUUCGCCUGCGGCGAGUGCGGCAAGGCCUUCCAGCGGAGCGCGGCGCUGGCGCUGCACCAGCGCUGGCAUGCGCGGGAGAAGACCUACAAGUGCAGUGAGUGCGGCAAGGCCUUCAGCUGGAGCACCACCCUCCUGGAGCACCGGCGCGUGCACACCGGCGAGAAGCCCUUCCUAUGCAGCCAGUGCGGCAAGGCCUUCAGCUGCCACUCGUCCCUCAACGUGCACCGGCGCGCACACACCGGCGAGCGGCCCUACAAGUGCGGCCAGUGUGCCAAGGCCUUCAGCUGCAGCUCGCUGCUGGCCAUGCACCUGCGCGUGCACACGGGGGAGCGGCCCUACCGCUGCGGCGAGUGCGGCAAGGCCUUCAACCAGCGGACGCACCUCACGCGCCAUCGCCGCGUGCACACGGGCGAGAAGCCCUACCGCUGCGGCGCCUGUGGCCGGGCCUUCGCCUGCCACUCGUCGCUGACAGCGCACGAGAAGCUGCACAGCGGGGACAAGCCCUUCCGCUGCAGCGACUGCCAGAAGGCCUUCAGCAGCCGCUCGCGCCUGACGCUGCACCAGCGCGCACACACCGGCGAGCGGCCCUACAAGUGCGGCCAGUGCGCCAAGGCCUUCAGCUGCCACUCGUACCUGGCGGUGCACCAGCGCGUGCACAGCGGCGAGAGGCCCUUCCGCUGCGACGAGUGCGGCAAGGCCUUCAGCUCCCACUCCUACCUGAUCGUGCACCAGCGCGUGCAUACGGGCGAGAAGCCCUUCGACUGCAGCCGCUGCUGGAAGGCCUUCAGCUGCCACUCGUCGCUCAUUGUGCACCAGCGUGUGCACACCGGCGAGAAGCCCUACAAGUGCGGCCAGUGUGGCCGGGCCUUCAGCCAGAACCACUGUCUCAUUAAACAUCAGAAGACCCACUCGGCGGAGAAGCCCUUCAAGUGUCACGAGUGCGGCGAGGUGUUCGGCUGGAGCGGGCCUCUGGCGGAGCACCGCAGGCUCCAUGGAGGGGAGAAGCCCUUCACUGUCCAGUUGGACCAGCGCUUGCUGAGCACCUACUACGUGCCCGGCGGCCUGCUGGGCCCAGGGGCCUCGGGCGGGAGCAACGUGGGCCGGGUCGAUGCCCUGGAUGUGGCUGGGUUCCUGGGUGUGGCCCCACCCUCGGCCAGCAGGACUUUCCCGCUUGGGAGCAACCCCGGAAAUUAA